Protopolystoma xenopodis is the source of this 426-nucleotide messenger RNA. The record is from the annotation of a GenBank genome assembly. Lineage: Eukaryota; Metazoa; Platyhelminthes; Monogenea; Polystomatidea; Polystomatidae.
AUGAAACGUCUGGGAAUGUAUCAAGUUUACGAUCCGACUCUGGAGAUUAUCAUGCAUACUAUGGAUUCUCCACGAGAUCAAUCGAGCUCAUCUAAAGUUAUCACGGCCGUUAAUGCUUCAGACUUAUCUGAGGACAUAUCUCAGAUAAAGUCCUGCUCGCAGGAGUCACCGCCCCAUGAUGGUGAUUCGCAGGCACGCAAAGAGAAUGGGACAGAGAAGCCAGAAGUAGAGGAUGAAGAUGGAAGUGAUUUCGACGAUGAAGACGAUGACGACGGAGAGGACAUUCCUACAGCUCUACCUCUCAUUCCAGCUAGCUUAUGGACUCAAAACAACAUUGUAGAAUUUAAGAAGGAAAUUCUUACUACACAACGCGAGUGCUGUAUCAGUAUUAGCUCAUUAGCCUGUGCUACUCUCGCAAAAAGCUAG